AAGCCCGGAAAUGAAGAACUUUGGCCGGGGCUUGAACAUCAUCUCUGUCAGUGAGAAAACAUUUGAUGUGACAGAUAUUAAAACAUUUGACACCUAUGUGGAAGAUUCAGGGUUGAUUAGAUUCCUCAAGAAGAUGCCAGCAGAGACAGUUGUCAUCAUGAGCAGUUACGAUGAAGUCUCCUCAAGCUUGAAGGAAGAUGGGAAAAGAUGGCUAAAAUAUUUUGGGAGUUCUGGAGCUGACAACUUGCAGUUCCGUGAUGGCUUCCUAAUGAUUGGCCAGAAGGGGCUGAAGGAGGGCCAUGCCAUUGAAUAUGUUGUGAAGAGAAAGAACAAUCAAGACUUCUCAGAUGUCAUGGAGAAAGCAGGUUGUUUUUCUCUGCCAAUGGGGCCUAAGCGAGACCUACAGCAGCUGUUGCCACAGGUGAUUCACCAGAAGGAGAUGCAGCUGGGUCCGUCCGUCGCCAACUGUGGGGUGCCGGAGUCCUGCGGACCACACUCCUUCCCUGUCAGCGUCUUCUCGGGGGAGGGAAACAAGAUUCAGCCAGAGAUCUGCAUCAGUGGCCAUCUGAUGAUGACAGAGAAUCUCAACAAUGGAGGCCGGGGGUUUAACGUCAUCGUUGUUGACCCAGACACUGGUGUUCCUAAGAUGAUGUCACGAGUGGACACCUACACGUAUGACAGCACGGACUUGGAGAUACUACUGGAAUCACUGGCAGACAGGGAUAUCAUCAUCUCCCUUGUUGCAGACGACGGCGCCAAGAAACUGGGUUAUAUGGCCAGGGAGUUGCUGAACCAGAUGGGGAGCGGACUCAUCCAGAACCUCCGCUUCAGAGAUGUCUGGUACUUUGUGGGACAGAAGGGCAUUGAGGGAUUCACCCAGCUGGAGCAGAUCAGCUAUGCAGGAUUUGAAGGUGAAUGGCCAAGGGCUGUGAAGAAAUCAUUCUGUGUUCCCAGAAAACUUAAAGGUCAGAAGAUUGUCCCGGAUCCUGAUGUUUACCGAAAUGAUGGCAGGAGGGAGUUUUGUAAGAAAUAUGACGGAUACCCAGAGUUCUGUGACCCUACCCAUGUGGAUGAUUUCCUGAAGCCAGUAGGAGUUGUGGACAAAGCACUACAAAACCAUCGCAUCUUCUCCACACCCAUUAUUGUGGUGCCAGGGUUGAACCACAAUGCUCUGGUACGGACUCUGGAGACGACGCUGAUGCAGCCGGGGAUGAAACCAGACAUGGUGGCUGUGAUGUGGGAUGAGAAAUUUCCAGAACAUGGAGAUCUGGCUGAUUUGUUUGGCUUCAGGAAUGCCAGCUUGAAAAGCAGCGUGCAGUAUUAUGAGCAAAUGGCCAAAGCUAUGAGAAUGAUAGAUGUGGUCUAUCCUGAUUCUAGUCAUGUGAUCGUGCUGGAGGAAGAGCUGCUGUUGGCUCCCAACUUCCUCCACUUUAUGUCCCACUUCCUCCCGGUGCUGGACGCUGACGACAGCCUCAUGGGUGUCUCAGCCUGGAACUAUAAUGGUUUUGAGAAGUUGUCAGGAAACAAGAAUCUCAUCUACAGGGUGGAGGAGUUCCCCGGACUUGGAUUCCUUCUGAAAAGCAAACCAUUCCUGAAAAUACUCACGUCAUCCAUACACAAGUGUUGUAAAGACAGAGCAUGGGCGGGCUGGCGUCUGAGUGUGGACUACAAUGGAGAGAUCCUCGUCCCAGACAUGUCUCGGGUCUUCAGACAGCCUUAUCAAGGAGCAGAUACAAGUAAAGAGCUGAUAACACAGUUGUUUGGAAAACCCAGAACCACACUUCUAGAUGGACCAACACCAUUGACUGGGAUGAGUAACUUGACGAUGGUCUCGUAUGAGCAGCAGCUGAAACACAACAUAGCCAGCAGCGUCAGCUUCCCCAUCACUGACCUUCAACUCUGUGUACAGAAGGUCAAGGACUUUGAUGUGAAAAUCUCCACAGAUGAAAAGUAG
This is a messenger RNA of Haliotis rubra (blacklip abalone), 1954 nucleotides long. Its product is annotated as protein O-linked-mannose beta-1,2-N-acetylglucosaminyltransferase 1-like. The record is from RefSeq and is a predicted model, not a curated record. Gene Ontology annotation, biological process: protein O-linked glycosylation via N-acetylgalactosamine. Gene Ontology annotation, molecular function: beta-1,3-galactosyl-O-glycosyl-glycoprotein beta-1,3-N-acetylglucosaminyltransferase activity. NCBI's taxonomy places the organism in Eukaryota, Metazoa, Mollusca, Gastropoda, Lepetellida, Haliotidae. Bases 11 to 1954 code for a protein of 647 amino acids. The transcript has 19 exons. Gene Ontology annotation, cellular component: Golgi membrane.